GGGGGGUGUGAAGAAAGACAGGACAAGUUCUUUGCGGACCGGCAAAAACAGAGGAAAGAAAAUCAACCUAAGUCUCACUACGAUCUGGACCCAAUGUGAACCUGUUCCUCUCAUUAUCAGGCUGGGAUUUUCUGUAAGGAUGCUGACAUGAGGGAAGACAGCCCGACAAAUCCCCGCCUCAAGCCUCUCGGCUGAUUUCUGAUCGCACACAGGUUUUUUUCUCCUUAUCUUUCAAUGAGUUAUUCAUUCAGACUGACACCGUGUUCCGCUGCUCAUCCGUAGCUGCUCGGGGUACAACGCGGGUCUGCACUGACGGGUCGAGUGGUGAUUGUUGUCGCUCUCCCCUGCAACUUUUCUCCCCUUCCCUGCCACUUCUUCUGCUGACCUGCUUUCGUCCCCAGCACACCAGCGGCGUGGUGGGGGGCAGUUGCUUACCCACUCCACGAGACUGGCCCGGAAUGAAGGUUGCUGAACUGAGGAGGCGUGGCAGGCACACAGGAGACAAGGGGAGGGGAAGCAAACCGUUUCUGUGAUCCCGGGAGCAUAUGGUUUAGCGCGAGGCGGCCAGCUGCUUUCCAGCCAUCCGGCUAAUCACGCUACAGAAGAUACAAGUUGCUCCUGUGACGGUGUCAGGUUCGGACAGAUCCUGCGUGCAGUGGCUGUAUAUCUCGUCACCCUGACAGGAGCUCCCCAAAACCAUAAGCCGAAGAAGUCAGUCCUUUGGAUACAAAGGGGCCGUUGUGUUGGCUUCGUGGAGUGACGGGCAAAUCAGGAGAGCAGCGAAGCCGCGUUGCCCCACAGGAGCGCGAAGGAAGAUGCUCGGCCAUCAGCUCUUAGGGAAAUACUUGUGACACGUGUUGUUGGUGAGCACCAGACCUUGGGUUGUUUUGCAAAGGCUUUUGACAAAGGAAGGAGGGGGAGUGCUCGAGGAGCCCGGCAUCGCAAGACCCCUUCCACCUCCAACUAAUUGCCAGCCGGGGUCACUGGGAAGAAAAGAGAGGAUUCCUUUUGUGGAUUUACUGUUGGUCUGCUGUGGAAGUUUUCCUUGUGGAUAUCUGACAAUCCGAAACACCCAUAUCCCCAUGCCCAAAUUUCCAGCUUAGGUGCAUCUUAAAUACAUAUAUGCCGAGAGCGCUUUAACACACAUUUACUAUUACAUUACCAACACCCACUCAAAUCCGCACACAUAUUUGCACUGUGGUGUUAUAAACCCGUUUCCCAACACACACACAUAUAUACUCACACAGUGAAAGUCCAUUAGUUUGUCUAUUUCUCGGCAGGCACAGCACAAUGGAGGUUGCAUGGACAGGUGGGGGGCUGUAGGAGUUCAACAUCCCUGUCCCCCUGUCUGUCCUCGCGCCCCAAAUGGAUGUUAUUAUCUCUGAAAAUGUGUUACUUGGAAUCCGCUGAAAGCUUGCUGCCGCCAUUCUCUAACAGAAACAGUCACCGGGUCACCGCCACGGUGCACAGCUGGAACCGCAGCUGAAACGCCGACCAUUAGGGAUUUUUUUUGCGUUCUGCCUUUUUCUUCAUCUUCACCCUCUGCCCCCAUCCCACCGCCAUCAUUUUCCCCAACGGGUCUCUGGGCACCCCUCGUCGCCCUCCUCGGCCCGUCAUCUCCUCCACCCUGGAGGGGAGGGGGUCACUGGAGUGGAGCAUGAGCGGGUGCCACUACCCCUCGCCGACGCCACCGGAGCGGGACCGCCGGUACCAGCACAAGGUGUCCCUGGUGGUGCGCUACUUUAUGAUACCCUGCAACAUCUGUCUGAUCCUGCUGGCCACAUCUACGCUGGGCUUCGCCGUGCUCCUCUUCCUCAACAACUACAAACCGCCUCACUUCACGCCGGCCCAGCCUCCCGAUGGCUGCAGAGGAAUGCUGUGCGGGUUUGGCGCCGUAUGUGAGCGCGAUCCAACCGACCAGGCCAAGGCCGAGUGUGUUUGCAAGAAACUGGACUGUCCGUCCCUGGUGGCGCCCGUUUGCGGCUCCGAUUCGUCCACCUACUCCAACGAGUGUGAGCUGGAGAAAGCCCAGUGCAACACACAGCGACGCAUCAAGGUGCUGCGCAAGGGACCCUGCUCUCUGAAAGACCCCUGCACCGAGGUGACCUGCAGCUACGGCAGCACCUGUGUCCAGUCAACGGACGGCCUGUCGGCAAAAUGCAUGUGCCCGCUUGGCUGCGAGGGCAAGCCCGAGGAGACGGUGUGCGGCAGCGACGGAAAAGACUACCGCAACGGGUGUGAGCUCCAUCAGCACGCCUGCAAGAGCCAGAAGAACAUACGCGUGCAAUACCAAGGGCACUGCGACCCGUGUAAAGACAGUGAGAACAGCCUGAGCACAAUGUGCCGGGUGGAGACUCUCACCCGCCAGACCCUGAUCUUCGGCUUGGCGGAGUCAUGCCCCCCGGAAAAGGAGCCUCUGUGUGCCAGCGACGGACAAACCUACCCCAGCGAGUGCGCCAUGACGGCGAGGGGUAUGCAGAAAGGCGUCAAGCUCAAGAAGGUCCACGCAGGACGGUGCAGACGGCUGGAGGAGUGUAAGGAGGAGUGUCUCUUCAACGCCGUGUGUCUGGUGGAGCAGCUGAACGCCCGCUGCUCCUGCGAUCCCAUCGAGUGCGACGGCACCUACAAGCCCGUGUGCGGCAAGGACGGCCACACCUACACCAACGACUGCAUGCGACGCAAGGCCGAGUGUGUGAGCAGGACCCUCGUCCCCAUCAGGCACCCCGGGCCCUGUGAUCUCAACGUGCCGAGCCCGUGCUUGGAGAAGGUGUGCGACCACGGGGCGGUGUGCGUGGUGAAGAACGACGAGCCGGUGUGCGAGUGCCCCGAGGCCUGCCCACAAACGUCCGACCAGGUGUGCGGCUCCGACGGCCACAGCUACGGCAGCCCCUGCGAGAUGCGGGCGAUGGGUUGUGCCCUGCAGAAGGCCAUCCACAUCCAGCACAAAGGACCCUGCGAUGGGGCCUGUGCCAACUGCUCUUUCGGGGCGAUCUGCGACGACCAGAGUGGGCAGUGUGUGUGCGCGUCGGAGUGUGUGGAGUCCCACCAGCCCGUGUGUGGCAGCGACGGCACCACCUACAACAGCGAGUGUGAGCUGCACGUGCGCGCCUGCAAAGAGCAGAUGGACCUCAGAGUGGUCAGCCAGGGAGAGUGCAAAACAUGCGGCAGCACUGUUUGUGCCUGGGGCGCCCGGUGUGUCCAGAAUAAGUGCGAGUGCCCGCCGUGCUCAGGCGAGGCCUUCUCGCCGGUGUGCGGCAGCGAUGGCACCACCUACGACAACAAGUGUGAGCUCGGCACGUCCUCCUGCAUGCAGAAGAGGAGGAUUGAUGUGGCGAAGCCCGGCAGCUGUGAUGAAGACUGUGGCUCAGGAGGGUCGGGCUCAGGCCUGGAGAGCUGCGAGCAGGACCGCUGUCGCAUAUUUGGAGGCUCGUGGGAUGAGGACUCAGAGGAGGACCGUUGCGUCUGUGAUUUCACUUGCCAAAGUGUGCCGCACAACACGGUUUGUGGCUCCGAUGGAAAGAACUACAGCAACGAGUGUGAGCUGAAGAAGGCCAGAUGUGAGAGACAAGAGCACUUGUUGAUUCAGAAUCAGGGACCCUGUGCAGCGAUUUCAGCCACAUCUCUGCCUGAGCUGACAGCGACUCAGCACUGCAGUCUGUCUGUGUACGGCUGCUGCACUGACAACACGACGGCCGCCUUAGGUGUCGGACUGGCUGGAUGUCCCAGUACCUGUCAGUGUAACGUCUACGGCUCCUACAAGGGGACAUGUGACCCAGCCACCGGUCAGUGUUCCUGUAAGCCGGGCGUUGGGGGACAGAAGUGUGACCGCUGUGAGCCGGGCUUCUGGAACUUCCGCGGCAUCGUGACAGAGAACAUGAGCGGCUGCACGCCGUGUAACUGCGACGCCACAGGCUCUGUCCGGGACGACUGUGAGCAGAUGUCGGGUCUGUGCUCCUGCAAGACGGGAGUGAAAGGCAUGAAGUGCAACGUGUGUCCAGAUGGAAGCAAGAUGGGCAUGAAUGGCUGCGACAAAGGUCCCGAGGCUCCGACUUCAUGUGAAGAGUUAGUGUGCAGCUUUGGAGCCUCUUGUAUUGAGGUGAACGGCCAAGCCCACUGUGAGUGCCCUUCACCUGACUGCGACGAGAAAAACAAAUCUAAGGUGUGCGGCUCAGAUGGGGUGACCUAUGCCGACCAGUGCCAGCUGAGGACCAUAGCCUGCAGGCAGGACAAGGACAUCGCAGUGCAAAACUUUGGACAGUGCACAGAAACCAUCUCCGAGCUGGCAGAGCGACCUAACCCCACCCCCCUCACCACCACCGCUGCCUCCUCCAUCACCACCGCAGCCCCCUUCCACCCUAACAUGGUGUGGGCCAUCGCGCCUCCGAGGAUGGCCGAGGCGGAGACCACCGAGCGGCCCCCGGCCACCACCCACUUUACCACUCUCACCCACAACCGUGUUCCAGCAAACCACCACCACCCCAUCCACAUCCAGCCUCCGCCGCCACAGUCAACUGCCACCGCCACCACCUCCUCCCGCAGCAGGCCUGUCCCCUCCGCCGCAGUGACCUCCUUCGAGGGCUCGGGCAGCGGGGAGCCAAGUGGGGAUGACCAGACUGAAGAAGAGGAGGAGCAGGAAGAGGAGGCGGGCAGCGGCAUUCCAACGGAGGCCAGUGGGGCCGAGGAGCUUGUCGGUCCCACAGUGGCGAGCACCACCGUGCCCACGGCUGAAGACAGGUCGUCCUGCGACAACGCAGAGUUCGGCUGCUGUCCCGAUGGCAAGACACCGUCCAGCACUCCAGAGGGCGCCAACUGCCCCCCCACCAUGAGGUUCAGCGGGUUCCUGCACCUGGACCGUGUGGAGGACCAGGAGAUUUUCUACACCCCGGAGAUGGAGGACCCCAAGUCGGAGUUGUUUGGAGAGACGGCCCGCAGCAUCGAGAGUGCUCUCAAUGACUUGUUCAGGAAGUCGGAGGUGCACAAAGAUUUCAUGAGUGUUCGUGUCCGUAACCUGGCACCCAGCAACUCCAUCCUGGCCUUUGUGGAGGCUCACUUCAGACCAGAUACAAGAUACAACGUGGAGGACAUCGAAGGAGCCCUGCUGAAACAGCUGAAGGCGUCCAAAGAGACCAGCAUCGCUGUGAAGAAGCCCGAGGAUGAGAAUAUUCGCUUCACCAAUUAUGGCCUCUCCACCAUCCCCUUCUUCACCACCACCACGACGGCAUCCGUCACCACAGCUGCUCCCACCACCGCCACCACCACCACCAGGCCUCCACUGACCUCCACCUACAUAACCCGCCGCCCGCCGGGCACUACCCGCAGGCCCUUCAGCAGCAGACGCACCACCACAACCUCAGCACCGGUCACCACGACGCUCCCCGCCACGGCAGCUGUCGUCACCACCACCACCACCACGCUGCCUCCUGCUACCACAGUCGCCCACUUCAGGGGCAAGCUUCAUCACAAGGCCCAGAAGCCAUGCGACUCCCACCCCUGCCUCCACGGGGGCACCUGUGAGGACGACGGCAACGACUUCAGCUGCAAGUGUCCCGCCGGGCGAGGAGGCUCAGUGUGUGAGAAGGUGAUCAAGUACUUCAUCCCGUCAUUUGGGGGCCAGUCCUACUUGGCCUUCCAGACCAUGAGCGCCUACCACACGGUCCGCAUCGCCAUGGAGUUCAGAGCCUCCGAGGAGACCGGCAUCCUGCUCUACAAUGGCCAGGAUGGCAAGAAGGACUUCAUCUCUCUGGCUCUGGUCAACGGCAGGGUGGAGCUCAGGUUCAACACGGGCUCUGGCACAGGAACUGUGGUCAGCAAAGUUCAAAUCAGCCAGGGCCGCUGGCAUCAGCUCGUGGUGACUCGCAAUCGCCGCAACGCCAUGCUCAGCGUGGACAACGAGCCACACAUCGAGGGCGAGAGUCCGCGCGGCACAGACGGCCUCAACCUCGACACCCACCUCUUCAUCGGCGGAGUGCCCGAGGAGAUGAAGCAGGAUGUACGGGAAAGGACGGCGGUGGCCUCAGGUCUGGUGGGCUGCAUCCGGCUGCUGGACGUCAACAACCGAGUGCUCAACCUGCAGGAGAGCGGGGGGGACAGUCUGUAUGGCAGCGGUGUGGGCGAAUGUGGUAACAACCCCUGCCUGCCCAGUCCCUGUAAGAACGGCGCCGCCUGCCAGGUCAAGGAAGCCGAGAUGUUCCACUGCAAGUGCAGCAAAGGAUUCUGGGGUCCAACUUGUGCCGAUGUCCACGACCCAUGCGAGCCCAACAGAUGCCAUCCAUCCUCCCAGUGCCAGGCUCUGCCGGAGGGUGGCUACAAAUGCGAGUGUCCCAUGGGGCGUGAAGGAAGGCACUGCGAGAAAGUGGCGGACAGGAGGGGGGCUUACAUGCCGCAGUUCAACGGAGACUCGUACCUGGAGCUAAAGGGGCUCCAUCUGUACGGGCACGAUCUGCGUCAAAAGGUCAGCCUGACAGUGGUGCUCAUGGCCAACGACUCCAACGGUCUGAUCUUCUACAACGGCCAAAAAUCAGACGGAAAGGGAGACUUCAUCUCUCUGUCCCUCAACAAUGGGAUCCUGGAGUUCCGCUACGACCUGGGCAAGGGCCCCGCGACCAUCAGGAGUAAAGAAGCGAUCCAGCUGAAUGUGUGGAACACCAUCAACCUGGAGCGCUCCAACCGCAAAGGAGAGAUCAUGGUGAACAAGAAGGACCCGGUCCGAGGAGAGGCGCCGAAAUCACGCAAGAAUCUGCAUGUGGAUCUAAACCUGAAAGAGACGCUUUUGGUGGGCGGAGCUCCUGAUUACAGCCGACUGGCGAGAGUGGCUGCGCUAACAGAAGGCUUCAAGGGAACAAUCCAAAAGAUCAUUCUGAUGGGUACUCCCAUCCUCCGAGAGGAGAACGCCCUGCGCUCCAGCGACGUAGCCAUGUUCCAGGACCAUCCGUGUUCUCAGGAGCCCUGCCACAACGCCGGCCACUGCAGCCCCCAGCUGGACACCUACGAGUGCGUCUGCCUCAGUGGUUUCUCGGGCGGACACUGUCAGAACACCAUCUACGAGAAGUCCGCCGGAGAGACCGAGGCCAUCGCCUUUGAUGGGCGGACGUUCAUCGAGUACCACAACGCUGUUACAAAAAGUGAGAAGGCUCUGCUGGUGAACAAAUUCGAGCUGAGCAUUCGGACAGAGGCGACCCAGGGCCUGGUGCUGUGGAGCGGGAAGGGCGUGGAGCGGUCAGACUACAUCGCCCUGGCCAUCGUGGACGGACACGUCCAGAUGACAUACGACUUGGGCUCCAAGCCGGUGGUGCUGCGCUCCUCGGUGCGUGUCGACACCAACCGCUGGAUACGCAUCAAGGCCAGCAGAGCACUUAGAGACGGCUCUCUACAGGUCGGCAACGAGGCAGCAAUAACGGGGUCGUCGCCUUUGGCAGCAACGCAGCUGGACACGGACGGAGCGCUCUGGUUGGGUGGUCUGGAGGAGCUGGCCGUGGCCCGUCGGUUGCCCAAGGCCUACAGCACCGGCUUUGUUGGCUGCGUCAAAGACGUGGUGGUGGACGGCGUGGAGCUCCACCUGGUGGAGGACGCCUUAAACAGCCCCAAAAUAUUACACUGCUCCGCCGCCAAAUAACCCAGCAGGGACAAAAUGUUGAGAGAAAUUGGGAGAAGGAAAGCCCCUCCCGACACCCACUCCCGCUCCCUCCAUAGCGCUCAUGUCUCCUGCUGUAAUUAUUUUCUAUUUUUGUAUACUUUUCAUUGCUUUUUAUAUGAAAAGAAAAUUAAUAUCUUGUUUUAAUUUUUUUUUGUGUAUGUUCUUUUUUUUUUAUCUGCACCUCUGUUCACAUGACACACUUUCUUUUUUUUUCUUUUCCGCUCUGGCUCUUUAUCUCUUUUUUCUUUUCUUUUUUUUUUUUUUAUAAAAAACAAGCUUCUCUGUGAAAAAGAGAUAUUUUAUUCUCAUCAGUUUUGUUGUUUUAAAACAAACACCAACUUGGAAAACAAGCCCGGUCUGUUCGUUCCCUCGCGCAUUACUUGAACACUGGUGGACCUGGUGGUCUCUGAUUGCUGCCUUGUCUUGGUGCCAUAUCUAUCAUCCACAUUCCCCGAGCAUGGCGCCCACAUCCGUGACCAUAUAGAAAUACAUUCCCCCGGGGAGAGCCGGACGCGGCGAGCGCAGUAGCUGGCGUUUGCAGUUCUUUAACGGCGCAGCCAGCUCACGCCGACCAUCAUAACUCUGUAUUCAGCCCCGGCAGCCCACUGUAUUUAACUAAUGGGACUUUUCAGAUAACAGUCAAGCUGCUACAGGGAGAAAGUACACAGUCAUAACCACUCGAUCAACCCCCAUCUCACGGCGCCCAAAAAAUAAAAUUUGAAGAAAAGAAAAACCUCUGCACUCGAUCCGAAUCCCGUCAGAGGCUUAAAGUUUUGAAAUAUGACUCACUAACACUGCAAGCUGACACGGCAGAGAGAGCGCCGCGCUCCACAAUGACUCGCAUAUCAUUAGUCAUAAGUCAAGACAUUAAUCAUAAACACGAAUAAAUGUUAUAAAUAUAGAGUAUAUAAAUAAUACCUGAGACUGUGAAUAUGUAAGAUGGGUUUCUCUUGGGAGAAUUGUGCUUCUCAUGUACUAUUGUGCGUUCUGUUUUACAAUCAGCAGAUGAAUAAAUGAUGACCACUAUAAAUGCAUGCACUUCUGCAGUGUUGGUUUGAAUCUGGAUUUUUUUUUUUCUGUCUUUAAAAAACAACAACAACUAUAUAGUUUGAGAAAUGUCACUGUUAUGUCUUUUGUUUUAUUGUUUUGUUCCGUCAUCCCUUGCCUUGACUUUGACAGGUUCAUUUCGUUUCCUCUUAUUUCCACCGAUGUCAUUUCAGAUACUAGAGCUGAAUGAUGUUUUUAUGCCUGUUCAUUGCCUUUCUUUUGUUUUUUGGUCUUGUGUAUUUUUCUCGGGAGCUGUUAGUUUUGCAGGACCUUGAAUGGUGCAUAAGGGGAAGAGUUGUCACCGUUUCUGACCUUAAGGAGGUGCUGAGAGCCAAGACUGAAGAAAAGGACAGACGAACAGGAAGCAAGGAGAGAUCGUAUCGUGGUGGAGAGCUACUACUCUCGGGGAUGUCCUGUCAAACAACAGUCAACACAAACAAAAAUUGCUUCAAAAAAACAAAACAAACCGACUGCCUGAGGCGUUAUUUCCUUUUCGUAUUUGACCUAGGACCAUUCCUGGAGGAGUCUUUUUUUUUCGGCUGUUGAGGGAGAGAGAGAGAGAAAGAGACUGUGAUGUUGUUGUGACCUUUUGAAGCCAUAACAGCCACAAAACUGGGGGAAAAGAUGCAUAAUCCUACACUACUUUGCAAAUUAACAUAGCGACGCAUGGGUUUGUAUUACUAGUGCGAAUUCUCUAACAUUCGGUGGACUGAUGCAACGCGGGGUCGCCUCUGCUGGACCACAAUAAGCUGCGUUGACUGACUCAAAGACACUCUCGUUUUGAUACGAGAACCUUGGCAAUAUUCUACGACAUAAUCAUGCCUGUUUGUGGUUGAGUAUCAAAUGGUCUUUUACUGUUUUGUUUUGUUUUUCUUUACCUAAUUAUGUUUCCCUUCUCCAAUCAUCAAGCAACCUGUUUUUUUUUUUGUACAGCCCUGCGAUUUUCAAGUGUAAAUUGAGCAAAUGUGUGAUAUGUUGAGGUUUAUGUUUUUAAUGAUAUACACUGGAACCAUGUCUGACUUGUCUGUUCACCUACACGAAGAUAUACUCAAUGUACAUGGGGGGGGGGGUAGCCCUCGAGCUAUAACUGUGUUGUGUGUAAUCAAGUGUCCACACCAGAGCGGGGGAAGCCCUUCCCUGGUGUCUCGAGACACAUGUUUUCGAUUCCAGCACGCACUCUGUUGACCUUAGACUGGUCUUAUUCUGCCGCACUGUUCAGAAUCCGACCCAUUCAGGUGGCAACGCUUCAUACAAGGAGAGAUUCUUGUACAGUCGGGACGGACCCGAGAGCAGAGACAGUGAACAGUCCGUGGUCUGGGUGGAAACUACAGUAUGAAUUGCCUUAAAAAACGGUCAUCUUGACUCCGAGCAGGUGACGAAGACAUCAUCCAUAUAACUGUUUCCUUACUUUAGCCAGUGUAUUAGCCUCUUCCACAUAAUGUAAAUGAGUAAAGCAUAACAAUAAGGAUAAUUAUAUUAGUAAUAAUGCUCAAAUACAAAAAAAAAAAUCCCACCCGGGGGCCUCGCCAGAUGUCCCCCUCUAGCUUUUUACAAAAAGAAAAUCCUCUAUUUACUGUUUUUUUGAAUCUAUUUUUCGUUUUCUUAUUUAUGUCUACAUGUGGAUGACCCCCCAUGUCUGGCCUCUGUAAACUACUGUCCGACUGCGCAGACCUUCUCUGGGGGCGGUGCGCCGAGUAAGAGUGGCAUGACCUGAACAUUACUAACUUUAUGACCUUUGUCUUGUGUUCCUACCACCAUGAAAUAAAACGUCAACCAAAUGGA
Scophthalmus maximus (turbot) is the source of this 10462-nucleotide messenger RNA. RefSeq names its product agrin (gene agrn). Gene Ontology annotation, biological process: receptor clustering; multicellular organism development; central nervous system development. NCBI's taxonomy places the organism in Eukaryota, Metazoa, Chordata, Actinopteri, Pleuronectiformes, Scophthalmidae. The transcript is spliced from 36 exons. The record is from RefSeq and is a predicted model, not a curated record. Gene Ontology annotation, molecular function: serine-type endopeptidase inhibitor activity; calcium ion binding; laminin binding. The coding region runs from base 1658 to 7612 and encodes 1984 amino acids.